Messenger RNA from Paramecium tetraurelia, 4140 nucleotides. RefSeq lists its product as uncharacterized. NCBI's taxonomy places the organism in Eukaryota, Ciliophora, Oligohymenophorea, Peniculida, Parameciidae. The record is from RefSeq and is a predicted model, not a curated record. The transcript has 4 exons.
AUGAUUUUGUUUAUACUGUUGACAUUCAACAAGAAGCGAACACCCCCAGGCUUCCUUAACUUUUAGAUAUUUAUUGGUCUGAUUUUACAAAAUCAAAUAUUUCAAUUAACAAUGGCUUAAACUGAAAUCAGCAGGUCCUUUUUCUCUCCUAUUAGUUCAGAUGAUAAUUGGAAAACUUAUUUGGCUGAAUCCUCACCUUAUAUAACAGAUUGUGGAAGUUCAUAUAUUUUUGGUGGACUUUCUGUCUUUACUUACUACACAACAAUCACAAAGACCUUUAUUCUUCCUCCUCACUAUAAAUUGAAGCUCGAAUUCAAAUUCUGGAGAUUGACUUCUUGGUUUGGUUCACCUUACAUAUUUUACAUCGAUGGCUCCAAAUCACAUGAUGACAAUCCAAACACUUCGACAGGCACUUAAAUUUGCGGUGUUGGGACUCAAGGAUAGGUUUAUUAAAUUAGUAAAGAGAUUGCCCAUAAUGGAAACAGUGCAAUUGCAACAUUAAUUUCUCAGUAAACAGGUUCGUAUUGGGGAAUUUCUGAUUUCAUCUUAUAUGUGUAGAAAUGUCCUAAGGGAUGUGAUUACUGUGAUAUUACCGGAAACUGUUUAAAUUGGAACAGAGUGCUGGCAUUUUUUAAUUAAAUUCUUGUUACUGGGGGAUAAGGAUGGGAAAGAGAUUAUUUUCUCUAUGAUGGAACUGCCGAAUGUGGAAGUUUUCAAUUUUAUGGGCCUUUUUAAAUGAGUGAAAAGAUUUCAAUUGAUUUAAAUUUACCUGAUCCACACACAAAGUAUAGAAUUUAAUUUAAAUUUUUGUGCACAUAUGUAACUGGAGGUAUCACUAUAAGAGUAGAAGGUAAUGGGGUAUAACUUACAAACUUCGCAUAUCCUCUGAAUAUCAUUACUACUACUAAUAUCAUUUGUGGUUCAUAUUUAAAAUUAGAUAAAAUUGAUUUAGGAGAAUUUGCAAGCAGUGCUUCAAUUUUGACUAUUACUUUAGAAAUUUCAGCAUUUAGCACUGUGUCUAGUUCAACUCCCUUGUUUGGUAUUAGAGAUUUUGAAGUAUUUACGGAUGCAGAGAAAAAAUAAGUAUUAGAUGGUAGCAUCAUUUGCAGUGACAACAAUAUAUAUGCAUUUGAUGGGUGUUUUUCUUAUAUUUACGAUUGCAAUGAAGGUUGCAAUAAUUGUGUAAAGGGCCUUUGCAUUUAAUGUUUAUCUCCUUGGGUAUUAAAUACAAUUUCAGGAUAAUGUGUCCCAAAAUGUGGAGACUAAAUAGUUGUAUCUUCUGAGUAGUGCGAUGAUGGUAAUUAGCAACCUUAUGAUGGAUGUUAUGAAUGUUAGUUUUCUUGUCCUUUAAAUUGCAUGGUUUGCUAAUAUGGAAAAUGUUUGAUUUGCAACUAUUCAUAUCAAUUAAUUGAUAAUAAAUGCUAAUUUACUUGUGUAGAGGAUGAAAAAUUAAGUCAAUAUUAAGACAACAAUAAUGAAGGUCACUAUUGUUAAAUUUCCAAUUUUUUAAUUAAUCCUUAUUUACAACAUGUUAGAUUAAAUACUGAUAUUUAGUUUUAAUAUGAUAGUGAUUUAUGUAAAAUUAAUAGUUAUGGAAUUUUCGGUUAUUUAUAUGAUAUGUGCCCUUUUGAAAUACCUCGGAACUGCAAAAUUGGUUUUUUAAAUUAAUGUUAGAUUUGCUAAGAUGAGUAUGAUCUAUCUAAUAAUAAUUAUUGUAUUCCCAAAUGUGGUAAUGGAAUUAUUUAAGAAUAUGAAUAAUGCGAUGAUCUUAAUUUAGAAUAAUUUGAUGGAUGUUAUUAAUGCAAUAGCAGUUGUCAAUUAGAAUGUUUAGAAUGUUAUUAUUCUCAAUGUUUUGAAUGUAUUGAAGGAUGGGAUUUAAUUAAUUUUAAAUGUGUCUCUGAAUGUGGAGAUGGUAAAAUUGCAUUGCUCUCGGAUGAAUAGUGUGAUGACUAAAAUAAUAAAAGUAAUGAUGGAUGCUUUCAAUGUAAAUUUGAAUGUACACAAAAUUGCCUAUUUUGUAAUCAUAAUUUAGAUUGUAUAUUAUGUUAGAAGUAUUUUGAAAUAUAGAAUAAUAUUUGUGUUCCUAUUUGUGGAGAUGGAAUCACUAUUGAAGGAUUUGAAUAAUGCGAUGAUGGAAAUGAUAUUGAAUUUGAUGGUUGUUAUUAAUGCUAAUUCUCAUGUAAAUAAAAUUGUUAAACAUGUGAUCAAUACUAAUGUCUAGAUCUUAGAGAGAACUAAUGUUAAAAUGGAUAUUAAUUAAUUGAUGAUUAAUGUCAUUCAAUUUGUGGAGAUUUAAUUAUUGCAUCUGAUGAAUAAUGCGAUGAUGCUAAUGAAAUUCCAUUUGAUGGAUGUUAUUAAUGUAAAUACUCUUGUUCUUUUAAUUGUUUGGAUUGUAUGGAUGGAUAAUGUAUAAAAUGUGAUGAUGGAUAUGAAAUAAUUAAUAAUAUUUGUCUUGACAUUUGUGGAAAUGGUAUUAAAUCAGAAAAAGAAGAAUGUGAUGAUAAAAAUUUAAUUUCUUAAGAUGGAUGUUCUGAUGAAUGCAAAAUUGAAAUUAAUUGGACAUGCUCACAAAUAGAUCUUGAAACUAGCAUAUGUCUUUUAAUGAAGCCUCCUCAUUUCAACUUAUUAUUGAUUAAUCAAACAUAUGAAUCUUUCUUUAUAUAAAUGUAGAUUACAAGUUAAGUCAAAUUACUAGAUUCCUAUUCAAACUUAACCUAAAGUUUACAACUCUCUUUAAUUGAUAUAGAUCCCACACAUUAUAUUAUUUAUGAGUAUGUUUUAGUGGAGCCAAAUGUCAUAUCAGUAUAGGAUAUAAAUUAUUUGUUUUAGAUUAAAUUUUUAAAAUAAGAAACUAUGGAAAUUUACUUUUAAGUUUCAUUCGACACAGAACUUAUAGAUUAAUAUGGGUUUUCAGUUGAAAAUUAAUAUUGUAAAUUACAUUUAAGAAAUCCGAUAGUAUUAAGCGAGAUAGAAAGAACAGUAUCUCAUAAAAUGAGCUCAUUAAAUAUGUAUAUGCUCAUUGGGCUUGGUGUAUCUAGCUUUAUUAUUUUAUUGUCUGGAAAUCCUGUUGAAUGCUUUGAAGUUUUGGAUACCUUAUAGUAUUAAUCUAAUCUAAAAUAUAUAAAUUCCAAUUACCCAGAAAACGUCAUGAUUUAUUUUGAAUCUUCUGAAGUAGUAACAAUAGUUCCAGUUUUGGAAAAGCUAUAAUUUCUUGAUUUAUUUAAUGUUGUGAUUGGAUAGGAGAAAAUCUAAGCAUUUGAAAAAUUUCUAUUUUAUGAUGUCAAUGCAGAAUUAAUCAGUAAUUUAUCAGGAUUGAUUGCCUAAAUAGUGAUAGUAGUAUUAUUGCUUAUAGCAUCCAAAAUAUAUUUCUGGAUCUUCAUUAAAAAGUGCUAUAAUCAAUUCAGGAUUUUCAUUUACAACAGCAAUAAAUUGUAAUUUACCAAAUAGAUAGCCUUAAUAAUACAUAAACUUAAUCAAUUAAGUAUUCGAAUAAAUUAACUAAUAUCUUUAAAUGGAAUUGUGUAUAUUAUCUAAGCCAAUAGUUGGGAUCUAAUUUUUAAGACUUUGUUGUAUCUCUACUCUUAAAAGGAAAACACUUUUAGAAAUUAAUUCUAAAAUAUACUUGCAUGCUCUUUUUUAAUUUGCAUUUUAGUAUUGCUCUCUUCUAUUUUUUCAAUAAAGGAUUCUUAAAUGGGAUUAAAGAAAAGAAAAAGUAUUCUCCAUGAAGGAUUGAUAGUUGCUAAAAAGUUUUUUUUUCUUUUAGUUUUAAUUGGAUUUCAAAAAAGUUCCUUAACACAGUCUGUUUUGCUGUCAUUGAUAAAUACUUUCUACAUAACAAUUAUUAUCCUUGGAUAAAUUGUCUCUGAAAACAUUGAUUUAAUUUUGAUUCUUAUGUUUGAAGUGCCAGUUAUAUUGUUUACUUUGCUUAAUAUUGCUUAUGAACAAUCUUAUGCAAAUUUCUUAAGCUAUGAAUCCCAAAUUGUGAUUGGAUUUGGGUAGAUAGGUCUUCUAUCUUUUGGUAUAUUAGCGCCAUUAAUAAAAUAUGUGCAUCAAAUCAAAAUUAAAUUACAUAAACAAAUUUAAAAGUGGAUUCAAUAAAAAGAAAAGGAAAAAUAACCCCCUACCUCUCUUUUUUUAUGA